GGCCCGAAACGUUGCCUAUUUCCUUCGCUCCAUAGAUGCUGCUGCACCCGCUGAGUUUCUCCAGCUUUUUUGUGUAACCCAAGAUACAGAGGCAGAUGGAUGAACUGCACAAAGCCAAUAAAGUUCAAGUAAGCAAAGCUGCUUUAAUCGUCCAUUAUGUAUCGUCCAGAUAGAGACAGAACAUAAUGAAACAUGGUGGCAGCGGUGGACGUCGAAAAUUGUCUAUGAAAGAAAAAAAAAAAGACACUAGAAAGAAAAAAAAAACAUUAGCUAGCGAUGGAAGGACUAAGACCCCCUGGAACUUUGGUUUGGAACUCCAACAACUUGGCAAAGUCAUGGAAAAGUUGGAAGGAGGAGUUCACACUGUACAUAGACCUUACCAUGCCAGAUGCCGUAGAGACCACAAAAGUCAAGCUAUUCUACUAUCUCAUCGGAGAAAAAGGCAGGGAACUUUGGGCAACUUUGUCGAGUGCUAGCCCUUCAGCGAGGACCACAGUUAGUUCAAUGAUCAUACAGUUGGAUGAGUACUGCAACCCAAAGGUAAACGAGACUGUGGAAAGGUACCGAUUCUUCAUGAGGAACCAAGGAUUGGAUGAAAACGUGGACAGCUAUGUAACAGACUUGAAAAUACUUGCUAGUAGUUGCAACUUUGGGGACAUUAGAGAUUCUUUGAUUAGAGACCGACUUGUGUGUGGUACAAAUAGCUCAGCACUGAGGGAGAGAUUACUCAGGGAAGAGAAGCUGACUCUUGAGACAUCCCUGCACAUUUGUAGAGCUACAGAGCUGUCAAGGGAGAAUAGCAGAACACUGCAAGGACAGACAGUGGAGGAGGUACAUGCACUGAAACAGGCAGAAGAGAGACAAAAAGACAAUGAGAUACUGUGCAAGUUUUGUGGUAGAACACACGAGAGGAAUAAGAAAAAAUGUCCAGCUUUUGGGAAAAAGUGUAAGAGGUGUGGAAAGGAAAAUCAUUUUGCAGUUCAGUGCAGAUCAAGACAAGCGAGCAGUAGGAAAACUAAGAAAGUGCAUGCAGUUACAGAGCAGACUAGUGACAGUGACUCUUAUGAGGAUGUCAACUGUAUAACUGAAGCAAAUAGAGAGGAUGAAACUGUAAACCAGGUUAAAAACAGCCACAGUCAGGGCCAGCAGCUCUUUGCAGGAAUGAAGAUAGGGGAAAAAUUAGUUGACUUCCAGAUAGACUGUGGGGCCACCUGUAAUAUCAUCCCCAUCGAUCUACUAAACCCAGACACACAGUUAGAGCACACUGAUAAAGUGCUAGUGAUGUAUAACAAGACCAAGUUGACUCCUCUGGGUACAUGUAAGGUUAAGGUCAGAAACCCCAGAAACAACAAGCUGUACAGACUAGAGUUUCAAGUGGUUGACCAGAGUAGUAGAAUCCCUUUACUGGGCAGAAAAGCCAGCGAGGCAAUGAAGUUGAUAAAAGUACAGUACGAGAAUAUUCUGGCUAUAGACAACAUAGUGAAGACAGAGCCGAGCCCAGUGACAAAGGGAGAAAGUGGCAAAUCCGUGACCAUGGACAAAAUAAAUGAAGAGUUUGAGGAUGUGUUCACUGGAGAUGGCUGCAUGGAGGGUGAAUAUAGAAUAGAGAUAGAUGACAGAGUACCGCCAGUGAAACUGCCAAAGCGCAGAGUGCCUGUAGCUAUGAUGACACCUCUACAAGAGGAACUCAAAGAUCUAGAGAGAAGAGGGAUAAUCACACCAGUGGAACGCAGCACUGACUGGAUCAGUAGCAUGGUCGCAGUGAGAAAACCUAAUGGGAAGCUGAGGAUCUGUAUAGACCCAAAACCGCUGAAUCGGGCACUAAAAAGAAGUCACUAUCCACUCCCAACUAUAGAUGACAUCCUGCCGGAGAUGUCAAAGGCAAAAGUAUUCACAGUCUGCGACGUGAAGCAAGGCUUCUGGCACGUCAAACUAGAGGAAGAGUCGAGCUACCUUACCACAUUCGCCACCCCAUUUGGUCGCUUCCGUUGGCUAAGGAUGCCGAUGGGAAUAAGCCCAGCACCGGAAGUGUUCCAAAGAAAGCUCAUGCAUGCCCUGGAGGGCCUCCCAAGAGUCUGCGUCAUAGCAGAUGAUGUGUUAAUCACGGGGGAAGGAGCAACACAAGAGGAGGCAGGAAAGGACCACGACGAGAAAGUCAGACGCUUUCUAACCAGGUGCAGAGAGCGUAACAUCAAGCUGAACGCGGACAAAUUCAAGCUCAGACAAAAAGAGGUACCCUACAUAGGUCAUCUGCUCACGGCCAAGGGACUGAGGGUUGACCCGGAGAAAGUACGGGCAAUCAGAGGGAUGCCAAGGCCAACGGACGUGAAAGGGGUACAGAGAUUAGUUGGGAUGGUCAACUAUCUGUCGAAGUUCUAUGACCACCUUUCAGAUGACUCUGAGAUUCUGAGACAACUCACGCGCAAGGAGAACCUGUGGGAAUGGACGGACAUCCAAGAAGGGGCGUUUCAAAGACUGAAAGACAAAAUCGCUAAAGCACCAGUUCUACAGUACUACAACAAGGAAGAGGAGUUGACACUUCAGUGUGAUGCAUCUGACACGGGACUGGGGGCCGCCCUGACACAGAAAGGUAAACCGGUAGCAUUUGGUAGUAGGGCACUCACACCAACUGAAAGGGGCUAUGCCCAAAUAGAGAAAGAAUGCUUAGCCAUAGUGUUUGGGAUGGAAAAGUUCCAUCAGUAUACUUAUGGUAGAGAGGUCACAGUACAAAGCGACCACAAGCCUCUAGAAAAUAUACACAGAAAGCCAUUACUUAGUGCACCUAAGAGACUGCAGAGAAUGCUACUCAGACUGCAGCAGUAUGAUAUUAGUGUGACCUAUGUUCCAGGCAGGGAUAUGCUACUUGCAGACACGCUGAGUAGAGCAUACUUACCAGAGAGCACUAAGGGAGAGAGUGAGACAGAUAUCGAGACUGUGAACAUGGUCAGCUACCUACCCAUUUCAGCAGAGAGGCUGAGUGCCAUCAGGGCUGCAACAAACGAUGACACAAAGUUACAGAGUGUGGUAAACAGAAUUCUGUCAGGGUGGCCCAAGAGAAAAAAGGACCUACCAAGUGACAUCAGGCACUACCACACGUUCCAAGAUGAACUGAGUUUCCAGGACGGCAUAGUGUUCCGAGGGGACAGAGCCGUGAUACCUGACGCACUCAGGGUGGACAUCACUCACAGGAUCCACUCCUCUCACCUGGGAGUAGAAGGAUGUCUGAGGCGAGCGAGGGAGUGUGUAUACUGGCUUGGAAUGAACGAGGAGAUCAAGACCUUCAUCGCCAAAUGUGACAUAUGUAGGUCAGUGGACCCAAGGCAACAAAGAGAGACACUACAUCCACAUGACAUGGCCAGCAGACCCUGGGCCAAGGUAGGAAUGGACCUUUUCUCCUUUCACAAUAAAGACUAUCUGAUAACAGUGGAUUAUUAUUCAAACUUUUGGGAGGUCGAUUAUCUACCUGACACUAAGAGCAACACAGUGAUCAAAAAACUCAAGGCACACUUUGCCCGACAGGGGAUUCCGGACAUUGUUAUCUCGGAUAAUGGACCCCAGUAUGCAUCACAAGAGUUUCAGCACUUCAGCCAGAAGUGGGGUUUUGAACACCGUACAUCGUCGCCGGGAUACCCGCAGAGUAAUGGGAAGGCGGAGUCAGCAGUAAAGACAGCCAAGCGCCUGAUGCUGAAGGCUGCAGCAGCGAGACAGGAUCCGUACUUGGCAAUGCUGGAUCAUCGCAACACACCGAGCCAGGGCCUCAACACAAGCCCGGCACAGAGACUCCUAAGCAGGAGGACCAGGACCCUGCUUCCCACAAAGGACACUCUGCUGAAGCCAGAGGUAACACACGAUGAACAGGGACUGAAAUACAACAGACAGAGACAGGAAAAGUACUACAACCGCACAGCAAAAGACAUGGACACUCUGAAAAGAGAGGACAGUGUGAGAGUACAGCCCUGUGAUACACACAAGGGCUGGAGACCAGCGAGAGUGGUCCAACAGGUGAGCCAUAGAUCGUAUGAGGUGGAGUUAGAGUCAGGAGGUGUUCUGAGACGAAAUCGUCGCCACCUCAGACACAAUCCCACCACGCUCACACCAACACAAAACACGCCCACACCAACAGUGACUGAGGCGGCCAUACCGCCAGAUGGCCCAGCAGAGAACCAAGGCACGGUCACCAGGUCAGGUCGACAAGUUAUCAGACCCCGCUACCUGACAGACUAUACUCAGUGAUUAGAGUAUGGACUAUGAAAGGAAAAGAAAAGAAAUGAAAAUGUGUUGUUUAUGCACUUGUGGGAAAAAACUGAUGUUUUGAACUGUUGAUUUAUUAUUGUUUAUGUUGUUAGAUCUGUUGUAAAUGAGCAGAGCAUAUGGUACAAGUUUGCUGCACUAGAAUACCUAAGGGGAAGAGACUUAACUUGAAAAAAGAAAAAGAAAGAUGUAACAAUAGGAUUGUUUAUUUAAGUACUGUUGUACGGGGGACUGUUUUACUGUUGUACGGGGGACUGUUUUAGAGGUGACACUGGGCUUGUGGCCCAGUUGCAGAUAAGGAUACAGAGGCAGAUGGAUGAACUGCACAAAGCCAAUAAAGUUCAAGUAAGCAAA
Leucoraja erinaceus (little skate) is the source of this 4605-nucleotide messenger RNA. RefSeq lists its product as uncharacterized. The record is from RefSeq and is a predicted model, not a curated record. Bases 277 to 4233 code for a protein of 1318 amino acids. The transcript has 2 exons. Gene Ontology annotation, molecular function: zinc ion binding; nucleic acid binding. Lineage: Eukaryota; Metazoa; Chordata; Chondrichthyes; Rajiformes; Rajidae. Gene Ontology annotation, biological process: DNA integration.